This is a messenger RNA of Botrytis porri, 2799 nucleotides long. RefSeq lists its product as uncharacterized. The transcript is spliced from 4 exons. The record is from RefSeq and is a predicted model, not a curated record. The coding region runs from base 1 to 2799 and encodes 932 amino acids. NCBI's taxonomy places the organism in Eukaryota, Fungi, Ascomycota, Leotiomycetes, Helotiales, Sclerotiniaceae.
AUGGCACCUCCUUGUGCUUCCAGAUCAAAAGAUGACCAGGAUAAGCCACCAAAUAAAAAAGGCGCUAGCAUUGAGAAAAAGGAUGCUAGCAGUGCAAAUGAGCCCUCGGCACGAAAGACCAGAGCAUCAGGUCAAGUGUCUGGAUCAAAGAACUCAACCUCGAAUACAACUCCUGCGACGCUUCCCAGGUCAUCGAAAAUUUCCGAAGGUCCUGCAUCUGAAAGAUCACAAGACGAUAGCGGCGUAGGUGAGUCUUCUACGCGAGCCUCAAACCCACGCGCUGCCACGCGACAGCCAAUUCCACCCCCCGUCCACUCAAACAAAGAGUAUUACAAUAAAUCUUCUCGGCUGAUCAGUCCCGACAAUCCGCCGGUAGCUCAACUUCAUAAUACUCCCAGCAACAUUCAAGCUAGGAAACAAAAGAGGGCGCACAGUCCUAGUCCGCCAAAACCAGAGACUACCGAACCACAACCACUGUCCGCAGCCGUUAUGGCUUCUUUGGCUGCUGAAAAGGCCAAAUUCAAGGAAGAAGAAUUGGAGGCUAAGCGCCAAUAUAUUUAUAAAUAUAGGGGUGGAGGUUGGGACCAUCAAGACUUCAAGGAAGUAGGUCUUCGUGGUGGACGAUUAGAAAAGGGUGCUGUAACACCAACCAGCAGCCCAGUGUCGUCGUCUCAGUCUCGAUCAGAUUCUGAAUUCACCGUAUCUGGUGAUUCUCCCGUCGAAGCUAGAGGGCCUAUUAUAGCCCCUGCUUCCAGGCCUGUUGAGGCCGCACAUUCCCGUUUAGCCUCUGAGCCUAUAUCAGAACAUGGAGAUGCACCUGUCGAUGUUGAUGAGUCAGCCAUAAGUGCUGCUGCCGACUCGGUCACAUCACCAAGUUACCGUCCACUCCCGACAGCGGGAAGCUUAGGAAAUGGCAAAGGAAAGGCUGUGGCUGUAGAUGAAGACGAAGAAGAGUCUUCUGAAGAGUCAACUGAGGAUCCUGCCGAAGAUCCUACUAGCGAUGAUGAUAUCGCAGAUCAUUAUCGAGAUUCGGCCCACACCGAUGGUCAAUCUACUAUGGCUUCGAGCAGUUAUGGACCCAUCGAAAGAGAGGCCAAGAAAAUGCCAUCUGGCCAUGUUGCCAUCGACGAAGCGUCUCAUAGUCGAGCCCAAAUCUUUGUUGGAGCUCCACAGCCACAGGCUUUGACCAUAAAGAUUCGAACCGAAAAGCGCGAUGAGCACGACGUGGUAACUGCUCGAGCUUUAGUUACCCACAAAUAUACAAAAAGGUUAGAUUGGGCCAACGCAAAAGAGGUGAAGUGUCUGAACAAGUGGCGUAGCCAGAUCCUAGUUCGAGCCUUCAAGGCAAAGCACGAGCGAAGAUGGAAGUACACGCUCAGUGAGAUGAACGCUCUGUGUCACUUCCUGGAGAUCCAGCUUCUUGCACCUGGAGUAGGUGGCUUAAUGGCCAAUGUUGAUUGGGCAUUGGUCACAACCAACUAUAACAACUAUUUCCGCGGAAAGAGACAAUUCGCUGGCGAAUUAUAUGCCAGCGCUUCUUAUGCAGGCGAAGAUGGAAGAAAGACGUCUGCCGCCGGUCAACCAAUGAAGGAUGACCGUGAUGCCCCAUUUCGAUCUGAGAUAGCUUUGAAGAAUCAGAUCUAUCACUUCAGAGACCGACGAGCAGUUGAGCUUGUCAGAGACUCUAGAGGUGUAAGACCGCGGGAUGGGCCCGAGGAACCCGCUGGUGAUGAAUCACAAGAAGUUGCUGAGAAUAUUCCAUCAGUCACGCCUAGUGAAAGAUCUUCCCCCACUUCCAAAGGACCGCUUAAAAAACUGAUCUUUACGCUUGGUAACGGCAGCAAGGUAACUCUUGAGAACAAAAAGAGAGACAGCAAUGAGUCCCAGACAGAUGAAGAGAUGUGUCUACCAAGCAAGAAGACAAAGAUGAGUGGGCCUUCUCAUCUCCGUGGGGGCAGCGGUGACAUUUGGGGAGGCUCAGAGUCGAACUUCGACUACAGCGAUGAUGCUGCACCACCAACUCACUACCACAGUCGUGAGUUGCGUUCCGAUUCUCCCUUUCGACAAAGCUCCCCGUCUGAAACUGCACGAGCUUUUUCUAAUGCUCAACGUGUUUUGGGUCAAGGUAGAAGAACAGAUGGUUUCAAUAAACGAACUGUGAUCUCUCAGCCUACCUCUCCAUCUAGAAGUCAGCGGGGCUCGAGGGAGGUUGAGGAGAAUUAUGAUGAUGAUAGUGACGAUGAAGGCACAUCGUUCUCACAUAAGGCGAAUAUGAAGCCACACCUUCCUCAAGUGGCUCGAUUUCCGCCUGUAUAUUCACAGACUCGUCACCUACUUCCCGCUAUUCGACAUCCACUCCGUCACCUCCUUCCCAAUGGACCACUAUUGCCAGCUCAGCAUGGCUCGCCACAGACAGCUCCAACUUCAAACACCAAGAAGAGAGCGAGGAAUGACGGCACUGCUGACAUGGGCAACAUUAACCAACAAGUCUCAUCGAAGAGACCAAAGUUGCAAGAUCAAGAAGACGAUCAAGACGAGGAUGAAGGUCAAGAUGAGCAACGAGAUCAAUAUCAAGAUGAGCAUCCAGUUCAACAUCCAGUGCAAUUUGAACCAUUUGCAGGAGGUCCGAACCAGAUUUUCCUCGCUCCAUACCCACACAAUUCAAGUGUGGCCAAUCGGGAAGCUGCUCUUCAGUUACGAUUAAAAGCUCCAGUUAGAGGUCCAGAAGUAGUUACAAGGACACUCGGGCAAACUGGUCCCCGCCUUCCAACUCUGGAUGAUUACCUCGCCGAGGAUUGA